Mirounga angustirostris (Northern elephant seal) is the source of this 3577-nucleotide messenger RNA. It is a transcript of the gene MGST1, whose product is annotated as microsomal glutathione S-transferase 1. Gene Ontology annotation, molecular function: glutathione transferase activity. Gene Ontology annotation, cellular component: membrane; mitochondrion. The transcript is spliced from 6 exons. The record is from RefSeq and is a predicted model, not a curated record. The coding region runs from base 47 to 361 and encodes 104 amino acids. Lineage: Eukaryota; Metazoa; Chordata; Mammalia; Carnivora; Phocidae.
ACCUUCUCCUCACCUGGCCCUCCGAUUCCAGACCAAAAUUGAAAAAAUGGUUGACCUCACUGAGCUAAUGGAAAAUGAAGUAUUCAUGGCCUAUGCUUCCUAUACAACGAUUAUUCUUUCAAAAAUGAUGUUUAUGAGUACUGCAACUGCAUUCUAUAGAUUGACAAGAAAGGUUUUUGCCAACCCAGAAGACUGUGCUGGCUUUGGCAAGGGAGAAAAUGCCAAGAAGUAUCUUCGGACAGAUGACAGAGUGGAACGUGUACGGAGCCCCUGGCAACCACCUUUCUACUGUUUCUUCUUUCGCUUGAAGUCUGUUUUGUCUAAUCUAUUUCUAUCAGUAUAUCCCAAUGGCAGGGACUGAAUGGGGCUACAAAUGAAGUGACAGGUAUGCUUUCAGGUAUGCAAUAUUGAGAAAAUUAAUACAUACACAUAGGGGGCAAAUAAGUAAAAAUAUAAAGUAAUAUAUGUGGAAAUAUCAAGAUAAGUGGCUUAAAGUAAGUGACUUGCAUUCUGGACAGACAAAAAUCAGAGAUUAGAAAACAUUUUAUGUAUGUAUUUAUUUAAUCCCAUCUCACCGUGUUCUAGAAAGAAUAUGAGACCAUAUAUCCAUUCAGUACAACAAGAUGAAAAGAAAGUUGCAAAGUAAUCAGGGCAGCUGGAGAAAUAAAGAGAACCAUUCAAAAGGAAAAGAAGGCAGGCUUGGGUUUGGUAUAUAAGGGAAAGGAGAGACAUUUAGAAUAUACUACCUUCAAAGGCAAAUAAUACCUUUUCACUGAGUGUUUAAUGGAAUAUAGGUGACACUCACUGGGGAUUCUGUCAAGGGACUGAGCCUUGGGCUGGGAGUUGAACUAGAUGGCUUCCCUUCUGGCCCCAGUGCCUGAAUAAAGCAUUCACUGAGAAAUCAUUGUGUGGACAUUACUGUCAUUUCUUGUAUUAGGGUACUAUAAAAGAACUUCCCUGCCCUUGAGGGGUUUAUAACUUUUCCCUUGAAAAUAAGACCAACACACAUGUAGUAAUUAGAGAAUGAUAUAAGGCAGCCUCUUAUUAGAUGUUAAGUUGUGGGGGACAAGGUAUAAGUUCUUAAAAUAUUUAGGAAUAUUGCAUGAAGGAAGAGCUUGAAGGAUAUUAGGAUUUGAGAAGAGGAAGAGGAGAGAGAUCAUGGCAAUUUGGAACAAUUUCUUUGUGGGAAUUUGGGCACACUGCUCCAUGUUGAGCGUGAAGAGCUUUGGCUGAGAUAAGGGGGUCUGGAGGAGUCUGGUAUGAGGUUCCUUUUGUACUUGGCCACCCCCAGACAAUUCUCAAAGAUGUGUAGCAUCACUGAUCCAGGUCAGGUGGAUGACGCUGAAAUCCAGGUGGUUCUGAUCUGAGGCAGGGAGGUGUGACUGGAGCAUCAUGAGCACAGAGAAGGGUUGGUGGGAAGGUCAACCACGGAACAAGCCUAUACCAAGGGGCAUCUGUCUAAAAGAGAAAGGAAAAUGGGAGCAGGAAUCAUCACGGGGGGAAGGGGAUAGACCCAGAUAGAAAGUGGUUGUGAAAACUGAAAUUAGCACCUGCUAAUAGAUUUUGAAAGCAGUCUAGAAAGGACUGAAAGAUGAAAGAAGCUGUGCCAUCAUAAGAUGAACUCUGUCGUUUGAGCAGAGAAAGGGUUCCAGUGGACAGGUGAUACUGAACUACAGCAGGUGCUCACUGGGAGAGCUGGGACACCGAACGCCCUGGCCAGGGUCUAAAAAGAUGGCGUGAAUUAGCACUGAAUAUGUCAUGAAUUAGCAUUGAAGAUGAGGGUCUGUUGAAAACAGGCCUUCCUAGGACGAGGAGCAGUGUUAUCUGUAAGAUCAUUUGGAGGACUGAGGACAGGGAAAGAGAGUUGAAGAGGAGAGAUAAGAUAGAGGGAAGCCAGAAAAAAAAUGAGGGGCUAGUAAGGUCAAAAGAAGCCCUCCUCCGACCUUCCUUCCCUCAACCCCCAGUGAACCACAUUACUUCUUACUGUCCUUGACUACCUUCUCUGUUUUAAAACUGCAUUCUAUUUGCCAUUUGCUUAAGUAGACUUAGAAGUAGACAUUGUUUUCCAUGGGGUCUCCCUUUUAAAACUUCUUCCCCAACUUUAAAAUGUCUGUCCUUUUAGAAAGUUGUGAGGGAGAAAACUAACAUGGCCAAGAUUGGAAGUGAAGCUGUAUCUGUAGUCCGGCAGGAGAAUUCAAAGGACAAAAACAAAUAGCCUUGCUGUAAUUGGUGAACUGGACCCUUCCUUAGUAAGAAAUAGUAUUCCUGUCCCUUCUUGCCCACCUUGCUCUCAGUAGCCUGUUCCAUGAUGGAGUGGGAAUGGGAACACUCAUAUCUUUCUGUCUUUUGCUUUUACUUAGAAACAGGUCAUUCUUUAUAUAAAUCUUUCAAAACCAUUACUUAUCUAGGUGACUGUCACCUUCUCCAAACCUUUAUGUUGUCACCAUCUUUGUCAGGAACCUAUGGAAACCAGGAGAAAGGAAAGGAGGGGGAGACAGUGGUGAUUAUUGAGCAGGCAAUAUGUAAUCAUUUUUUUGGUAGAAGAAAAGAAAGUGACAUAAAACUAUUUUUUUUUGUUUUAAAAUACCUAUCAAUAGCUGAUAAGCUCUCUCAAAAAUCUUAAUUUCUAGUCUAGAUUCUAAAGCAGUUUUAAAUCUGGCUACUUAAACAGGGACAUUAGAUUUUAAAAUUAAGCACUUCAAAAAAAAUCAAGUCAAUAAUAAAUGGGCCUUCUGUUCACAACCCUAGCCAGAGAAACCCAAGGUGCCAUGAACUGGAGGAAAUCAUCUAGCUAUGGUAUAAAGAUAAAAUUUAGGAAACAUAUCUUUCUAUGGUCAAUAAUUUUUGUGUAUUCUUUGUACUUUGCUCCCUCAGUUAGCUAAUUCUUUUUGUAAUUUGAGGAUAGAUUGGCUAAAAUUUUACCCAUAUUUGAAAGGCUACUUAUGUAUUCUGUUAUUUGAAGUUGAGAGCAUAAGAUUCUUGGUAUUGAAUUGGUAAAUUAAUUGUUGGCAACCUAGUAGUUGGGGUGAAUGGGCAAGGAUUGUCUGAGUAACCAUUCUGUAGACUGGCAGAAGUGAGGGAGUAGUCUUAUGAAAGAUUAUAACCAAAAGUUCUUUCUUUUGGAAAGAAGAGUUUUAAGAAGAGCCUUGAACUGCUAUUGUAUGAACCUCAGAAGAAAAAAUAUUUCAUAUCUACAAAACUGAAAUGAGUUUUAUGACACAGAUGCAAUUUUGAUGUUCUUGAAAGUGAAAAGUGUCUUCUCUGUUAUAUGUUGAGAUAUGCUAAAGAUAGAACCAAAAAUAAUAAGACAUUUUAAAUAAAAGCCAAAUGGUUAAAGAAACAAGGCAAUUUGAAAAAGAAAAUAAAUCUGCAUUUUUAAGAUCCACUAACAUUAUAUUUAGUUUUAGAAGAAAGGGAAAAAUGAAUGGAUUUCUACGGAUUUUGAAAUCAGUGUUUUUCUAAUCAUCUUUUCCUACAGAGCUCACCUGAAUGACCUUGAAAAUAUUGUGCCAUUUCUUGGUAUUGGCCUUCUGUAUUCCUUGAGUGGUCCAGAUCUCUCUACGGCCCUCCUGCACUU